GUGGUUGGCUCAUUCCUCCUUCAGAUCUCCAUUCAAAUGCCACCUCCACAGAGAGGCCUCCCUUGACCUUGAUCCCUAAAAUAGCCGGCCAGUCUCGAGCUCUCUUCCUCUUCUGGUCCCUCCCUGGCACUUCCCACGAUCGGAUGCACUGUGCAUUUACAUAUUUAUCUUUAUGAUGCGGCUCCUUUUCGUGCGUUUCGUCCCGGUUCACCCGGGGCGCCUCCAUCCGCCUGGCUCGCAGUAGGCACUUAAUACAGGUCGACGUAAACUAAGGGGCGUCUGCGGGUGGGGGCUAGGGUCCUGCGGGUCCACCCGCCGCGCCCCGCCCUCGUGGGGCCUCCAGUCUGCGAGCUGGGCGUGCCCGGGCUGUCUGGGCGCGGGCGCGGGCGCGGGCGCGGCGGGCGCGGGCGGCCGGGCCGGUUGGGCGGGUGCGGAGGGCGCGCGCGGGGCCCGGGCCGGGUCCGAGGGCCCGGGCCGGGUCCGAGCGUCCGGCGGGGGCCAUGGAAGGGCUGCGGCGGGGCCUGUCGCGCUGGAAGCGCUACCACAUCCAGGUGCACCUAGCGGACGAGGCGCUGCUGCUGCCGCUCACGGUGCGGCCGCGGGACACGCUCAGCGACCUGCGCGCCCAGCUCGUGGGCCAGGGCGUGAGCUCCUGGAAGCGCACCUUCUACUACAACGCGCGGCGGCUGGACGACCACCAGACCGUGCGCGACGUGCGCCUGCAGGACGGCUCGGUGCUGCUGCUCGUCAGCGACCCCAGGUAAUCUGUGUUGGAGGACGUGGAGCCAUGACCGAGGGGACCAGAGGUGCUGGCUGAAGGACGGGCUGGGGGUGGCGGGGGACAUCUCCCGGGAGCCUUGACCUCACUCUGGCUCAGGGAAGAAGCGAUUAAGGGCAGAGGAGGCCACGAAAGGAUGAACAAAGACGCUGCGUUCCAGGCCGGCCGGGCAGAAUGGGAGAUUUUCAGGCGGAUUGUGGAAUUCAGCGGGUUGAAUGGAGGCCGGUUCGAGCGAGGGUUCUACCAGCUCAGAUCACAAAGGCAGCCGAGCGGGGCCUCCUCGGCAAAGCUGCCAACGCCUGCUCCCUUUUCAGCGCCACGAUAGGGGAGUUAAGCUUCAGCCACGGCCCCCCGGAUCCCGAAGGGACCUAGCCCGUGGGGCUCAGCUGCCCUGGGGGCUGCAGGGACACGAGGAGGACAGCAGAGGGGUCUCUCGGCGGCUCCCGGGCCCCCACCCACUUGGUGCCAGGAGCCCCCGCAGUUGUGACAACCACAGAUGUAUCCAGAUAAUGCCCAGUUGAUCUCGGGCGGCCUCGGCCUGCAGCAGCUUGGACCAGGGUUUUGUUUUCUGGCCGGUGACUGAGAUCAGGUCACGGCGAUGAGAGCACCG
Messenger RNA from Kogia breviceps (pygmy sperm whale), 1388 nucleotides. The record is from RefSeq and is a predicted model, not a curated record. NCBI's taxonomy places the organism in Eukaryota, Metazoa, Chordata, Mammalia, Artiodactyla, Physeteridae.